AUGGCGCCUCCAGAGUCCCCUGAUACGACUCCCAAAGUCUGCUAUAAAUACAUAUGGGCCCAAUUCGUAGCCCAGUGGAAGCUCGAAAACGACCUCCAAGCAUCAAAGGCCGGCUAUGUUGAUCUUAUAGGCGACAACAACCAGUUGAAGCCGGAAUCCGAGACCGUCUCCGGCUUGGCAGAUAAUCUCAAGCGUGUGACCGGUGGCGGCGUCAUCCCCGAGAAGCCGGGACACUUCAACGUCGGUAUCGUCGGUGCCGGCGCGGCUGGACUCUUCACAGCUUUAGCCAUUGACUGGAUCAACGACACCAUCGCAAAAGAAAAGGGGCCUGGGCACCUCAACAUCACUUACGAAAUUUUGGAGGCUUCGGAUGAGGAACGAUUCGGCGGAAGGCUCUAUACCCACCGGUUCAGCAAGGAUGGUGUGCACGAUUACUACGAUGUCGGAGCCAUGCGUUUUCCCAGGAACGCAGUCAUGGACAGAUGGAGCGUUAAGGGCCUGAAAUGA
This is a messenger RNA of Colletotrichum fioriniae, 507 nucleotides long. The record is from RefSeq and is a predicted model, not a curated record. NCBI's taxonomy places the organism in Eukaryota, Fungi, Ascomycota, Sordariomycetes, Glomerellales, Glomerellaceae.